Aspergillus tanneri is the source of this 789-nucleotide messenger RNA. RefSeq lists its product as uncharacterized. The transcript is spliced from 2 exons. The record is from RefSeq and is a predicted model, not a curated record. NCBI's taxonomy places the organism in Eukaryota, Fungi, Ascomycota, Eurotiomycetes, Eurotiales, Aspergillaceae. The coding region runs from base 1 to 789 and encodes 262 amino acids.
AUGUCUCUGUACCUUGAGCCUGAGGAGCUUCGUGACGCUCUUAAUAAGCUUGCGAGAGACCCCUUUACCGAAGAGAUGCUCAGCAGACGGUUCAGAGAGGCCUACUCUCCAUUUGAGCCAGCGGUUCAGCGUCAUGCUGGCGUCGAACAUGACCUCCGGGUGCCACAAAUGCCCGAUACUCCUUACUCCGCUUACCAAAAGACGCCUCUGCCAUCUGUGGCUACUGGUCAGACAACUUUCACUCCCAAGUGCACCGUGCCCGAUGAUCUCGACAAAAAUAAAGGUCUGGCAGCGCAUACUCUCGAGACUGUUGGACAAAUGAGUUUGAGAGAGCGGAUCAGCACUUGGCGCAGAUCUUCCUGCCAUGGACGGUACAUGUCUGUUGCAACGAAUGGAGGUGUGCCUUCUAUGCCAAUGGCCGAUGAAUAUAAGGGCUCUCCUAGCGUCGACCAGCUGGAGAUGCCCACUGCAAUUGCCAGUUCCUACAGCUGCUCUGACGAUGGUGAUUGUAUCCAUGCGAAUGGAGACAUCGAGGUUAAAGGCGCUCGUGCCAGCCCUAUCGAGAAAAUGACUUCCAUCAUCCCUAAGGCCAACAAGACGAAGAAAGACUCCAAACAGGCCUACAAAACUAAUAACGGCGCCAAAGCCAAGCGUGGACGAGAAGAACUUCCCGAUGUCCCUCACGGCUCUCCUGAUGAGUCCCAUGAGCCCAUCGAUCCGAAGGGUUUCUUCACCAAAAGACGCCGCAGCGCCCGCAUAGCGGCUCUCGAAAAGAAGGACAGCAAGUGA